UCCAGAAACAGACACUGCUACAUGUACUUCAUAAAUUAACACCCUCAUAAAGGUAAACCAAGAAGGUUAUCCUCAAUCAUCUGGUAUCAAUAUAUAAUUAUUUUUCACAUUUCUAUUACUUUUUAAUGAGAUUUGAGGUUGUUCUGUGAUUGUUAUCAGAAUUACCAAUGCACAAAAGCCAGAAUGUAUUUGGGAACUAGAAGAGCUAUUUUUGUUUUUUGGAUUUUUCUCCAAGUUCAAGGAACCAAAGAUAUCUCCAUUAACAUAUACCAUUCUGAAACUAAAGACAUAGACAAUCCCCCAAGAAAUGAAACAACUGAAAGUACUGAAAAAAUGUACAAAAUGUCAACUAUGAGACGAAUAUUCGAUUUGGCAAAGCAUCGAACAAAAAGAUCCGCAUUUUUCCCAACGGGGGUUAAAGUCUGUCCACAGGAAUCCAUGAAACAGAUUUUAGCCAGUCUUCAAGCUUAUUAUAGAUUGAGAGUGUGUCAGGAAGCAGUAUGGGAAGCAUAUCGGAUCUUUCUGGAUCGCAUCCCUGACACAGGGGAAUAUCAGGACUGGGUCAGCAUCUGCCAGCAGGAGACCUUCUGCCUCUUUGACAUUGGAAAAAACUUCAGCAAUUCCCAGGAGCACCUGGAUCUUCUCCAGCAGAGAAUAAAACAGAGAAGUUUCCCUGACAGAAAAGAUGAAAUAACUACAGAGAAGACAUUGGGAGAGCCUGGUGAAACCAUUGUCAUUUCAACAGAUGUUGCCAACGUCUCACUUGGGCCUUUCCCUCUCACUCCUGAUGACACCCUCCUCAAUGAAAUUCUCGAUAAAACACUCAACGACACCAAGAUGCCUACAACAGAAAGAGAAACAGAAUUCGCUGUGUCCGAGGAGCAGAGGGUGGAGCUCAGCGUCUCUCUGGUAAACCAGAGGUUCAAGGCAGAGCUCGCUGACUCCCAGUCCCCAUAUUACCAGGAGCUAGCAGGAAAGUCCCAACUUCAGAUGCAAAAGAUAUUUAAGAAACUUCCAGGAUUCAAAAAAAUCCAUGUGUUAGGAUUUAGACCAAAGAAAGAAAAAGAUGGCUCAAGCUCCACAGAGAUGCAACUUACGGCCAUCUUUAAGAGACAUAGUGCAGAAGCAAAAAGCCCUGAAAGUGACCUCCUGUCUUUUGAUUCCAACAAAAUUGAAAGUGAGGAAGUCUAUCAUGGAACCAUGGAGGAGGACAAGCAGCCAGAAAUCUAUCUCACAGCUACAGACCUCAAAAGGCUGAUCAGCAAAGCACUAGAGGAAGAACAAUCUUUGGAUGUGGGGACAAUUCAGUUCACUGAUGAAAUUGCUGGAUCACUGCUAGCCUUUGGUCCUGACACCCAAUCAGAGCUGCCCACAUCUUUUGCUGAUAUAACAGAGGAUGCUACUUUGAGUCCCGAACUUCCUCUUGUUGAACCCCAGCUUGAGACCAUGGACGGAGCAGAGCAUGGUCUACCUGACACUUCUUGGUCUCCACCUGCUAUGGCCUCUACCUCCCUACCAGAAACUCCACCUUUCUUUACGGCAUCAAGCAUCUUCUCUCUGACUGAUCAAGGCACCACAGACAUAAUGGCCACUGACCAGACAGUGCUAGUACCAGGGCUCACCACCCCCACCAGUGAUUAUUCUGCAAUCAGCCAACUGGCUCUGGGAAUCUCACAUCCACCUGCAUCUUCAGAUGACAGCAGGUCAAGUGCAGGCGGCGAAGAUAUGGUCAGAGACCUAGAUGAAAUGGAUCUGUCUGACACUCCUGCCCCAUCUGAGGUACCAGAACUCAGCGAAUAUGUUUCUGUCCCGGAUCAUUUCUUGGAGGAUACCACUCCUGUCUCAGCUUUACAGUAUAUCACCACUAGUUCUAUGACUAUUGCCCCCAAGGGCCGAGAGCUGGUAGUGUUCUUCAGUCUGCGUGUUGCUAACAUGGCCUUCUCCAACGACCUGUUCAACAAGAGCUCUCUGGAGUACCGAGCUCUGGAGCAACAAUUCACACAGCUGCUGGUUCCAUAUCUACGAUCCAAUCUUACAGGAUUUAAGCAACUUGAAAUACUUAACUUCAGAAACGGGAGUGUGAUUGUGAAUAGCAAAAUGAAGUUUGCUAAGUCAGUGCCGUAUAACCUCACCAAGGCCGUGCAUGGGGUCUUGGAGGAUUUUCGUUCUGCUGCAGCCCAACAACUCCAUCUGGAAAUAGACAGCUACUCUCUCAACAUUGAACCAGCUGAUCAAGCAGAUCCCUGCAAGUUCCUGGCCUGCGGCGAAUUUGCCCAGUGUGUAAAGAACAAAUGGACUGAGGAAGCGGAGUGUCGCUGCAAACCAGGAUAUGACAGCCAGGGGGGCCUGGACGGUCUGGAACCAGGCCCAUGUGGCCCUGGCAGAAAGGAAUGCGAGGUCCUCCAGGGAAAGGGAGCUCCAUGCAGGUUGCCAGAUCACUCUGAAAAUCAAGCAUACAAAACUAGAGUUAAAAAGUUCCAAAAUCAACAAAAUAACAAGGUAAUCAGUAAAAGAAAUUCUGAAUUACUGACCGUAGAAUAUGAAGAAUUUAACCAUCAAGACUGGGAAGAAAAUUAAAAACUGAAAAUGUACAAUUAUCAUUUAGGCUAUCUCAAGAGAGACGAUUUGCUUUCUCAAGGAAAAUGGAGGCAGGCAUAUUCAUGGGUCAUCAAAAUCCAGACAUACAGUCAACACUGAGAAUCAGCACACACCAUAUUUCAAAUACAGAAGAGUCACAUACUUGGCAACCAGUAAAUUCUGAAGAAAAAGACACUUAUUAUUAAAACCCCAAAUGCAAUCAGUGAAACAUAUUUUCACUAUUCUUGGAUGAUAGUCAAAAUGAUCGUAAGCCAGGUUUGCUUCCACCUUCCCUGAAAAUUUUACUCACAGAUCAUUUGCAACAAACACAGCUUACUUAUUGUUUAGGGACUGAACAAUUUAUUGGGAAGCAAACUCUUUAUAUGCUAGAAUGUACAUUUAAAAGAUGACUACUUAUGCAGGGAGAUGCAGGUCUCUCUAAAUGCAUGAAUGUAUGUAGUGUGUAGGCACUGUAGUGAGUGUAUAUAUGCUCCACACUACAAUGUCUGAUAAACGCAAACCUCAGUAUUCAGUUAUUAGGCACACUAGUUUUAUAUGCAACUACUGCUUACAUAGUAGACUGUUUGGUUGCCAAUAAUCUUUGAAUUGUUCUUUAAAAGAAACUGAGGUUCAGCUACACAUACAAUGGAAAAUCUUACUUUUCUUGUUACUACACAAAGCUAUUUUAAAGAAGAUGCUAUGUUGGGAGAAGGGUGAAGUUGUGCUAUAUGACAUAAUCAAUUCCUGCCUUCCACCACAGAUGAACAGUGUCUUCCUAUAAUAACUUCAGAAUACUUCCUCGCACCAACUUUAGUGUGUGUAUACCUAGACUGGCAUCAAUGUAAUCCAAUUCAGUCCAUUUUUUAUGUGCUGCUUAAUGAAAAUGAAUCUGUCUCUAUCUCUUUCAAAUGUUCUAAUAUCAGAUAUAUUUGCUACAAAACCUUAAUUUCAAUAAAGUAAAAGUGCUAUACUCA
This is a messenger RNA of Nomascus leucogenys (northern white-cheeked gibbon), 3551 nucleotides long. It is a transcript of the gene IMPG1, whose product is annotated as interphotoreceptor matrix proteoglycan 1. Gene Ontology annotation, biological process: visual perception. Lineage: Eukaryota; Metazoa; Chordata; Mammalia; Primates; Hylobatidae. The record is from RefSeq and is a predicted model, not a curated record.